GGGCAAGGGGGACACACACCAGCAAACAAGAGGGGAAGUUGUUGCUGCUCGGCUCCCACAUCGAUCGUCUCUCUCUCUCUCUCUCUUCUUGCCUGCAUGUGCGUGCACUAUUUCCCAUGUGUGUCUGUCCUGCUGUUUGAGGUUGUUGUGAUGAUGAUGUUGCGAUGUGUUUUGGGUCGUGUGGGAGGGAGGGAGGGACGGCUGUGUACUCGCUAGUAAGACGAGUGUUUGACUGGGUGGGGGGAGGGUGGACUGGACAGAGAGCACUACGGACUACCUUCAAGGGAGGUCGUCUACGGGGCUGUCUGUGUGGUGUCUGCACGAUUUGGUUCCUCAGAUCUCGCUCGCAUCGUGAGAGAGGAAAGCACCUACUGCACUUACGUAACUUGACUGGUGAGAGGGAUAGAGUAGAUAGACAACCUGAGCUCACUUGGGAGUCACCCGACACUAGUCAGCUGACCUGACUGACCUGGCAGAUGGACUGACGAUACUGACUGACGAUAGAUAGCCUCACGCGUGGCGUUCAUGGCGGUGUGUGUGUCAGUGGUGAUUGCAAUGAUGUAGGCACACGUGACACAGCUUGGCACAGACACACAAGGACUUGUACACAGAAUGACUUGAACCAGUACAGAAUCCACACGCACACGCCGCCCACGUCUGUCCGUCUGUCCACGUCUGCUCCGUGGCGACGCCCUGCCGAUACGGAUGCAUUCAAUCCUCACUCUUCCUUCCUUCAGCCCGCGAGCUGCGAGCCAAACUCGCUGUUGCAUUAUGAAGCGACAAAGGUUUCCAUCAUGGCUGACACUCCCUGUCCAGUCGAUGCAGGACAGCAGCAGCCACGCCGCAGAUCUGGUCUGGGCGCCUCGGUACACCUACGUUCCCACGUCAUGCGACGAGUGCACAUCCAUGCCGCCUCACGCCGUCGUCCAGCUCGCCCAGAGAGCCGCCCAGGACGACAUCAAGGACUGCUUCCUCUGGACGGCCAUCCAGCAGCGAGUCCGUGCUCUCGCCCGUCAGCUCACGCUGCCGCAAUGGACGGCCUUCCUCAGCAGUGUGUCACAAGUGGGCGAGCUCAACGACAAGACCAUCAACGCGGCGAUGCCGUGGAUUCGGCACCAUGUGCAGCGGCUGGUGAGGCAGAAUGAGAGCCCGGAGGGGAGGGCAAAUGGGUUGCGGCGGCCUGCUUACCUGUGGAGGGCUAUCUUGUCGGUGGACGCCUACAUGAAGUACCACCCCACCAACCGGAGGCGAUACGUGAUCCCUGACAACAUCCUGGAGCCGCAGCACGGCCGGGCCAACCCCACCUUCCAGUACAUUCUGCCCAACACACCGCAUCAGUGGCGCGCCUUUCUCCGCCAGAUGGCCCCGCUGAUGGCGCUCACAAUCACGCAGCGGAUCAGCAGCGAGCUGACGCCAUCCUUAUCUGUCAUUGUGGCGCACUGCCUGGUCGCGACGCCUUACUGCGACCCUCUGCUGAUCGGCGCUCUGGAUACCUACUGCGUGAGGAAUCUGCGGGCUUUUCCGACUCGUCUAUUGUGUCAGCUGUUCCAUGAUCUCGCCCGGCUCGCUCGGCUGCGUGGCGAGCGGCCGUCAGCUGCGCUUGCCGGUGCGGUGUGCGAGAGGGUGCGGCACAGCAGGGGCAAAAACAUCGGGGGCGACCUUUUAUCGAGCUUCCUGCACACGUACCACCUGCUGCAGAUGGACGACGUGGCUCUCCUGCGGCAGGUCGGCCACAUGAUUGUCGACGACAGCCUGCGCUUCCGCACUGGGCUGCAGUACGUGCGCGCCACUUAUCCAUUCAUUCUGUCGGGGCUGCUGAUGGACGAGUCGAUGGUGCAGCUGGCCAACUGGCUGGUGAUGGAGGCCGCCCGGCUGAUCAGCGACAUCCAGAAGCUGCCCCGGCACUUCCUGUUCCUUCUGGUGGCCUUCAACAACGUUCCCCACCUCGGCAAACGGAGAGCUGGCGAUGGCGACACUGACGCAGGAGCAGGAGAUGAGAUCGUGGCUCGUGUCGACCCGACGGCAUCGUCUUCACAGCCUGUCAUCGUGUCUUCUAUGGGGGUAGGGGGCGGCGGUGUUGAUCAAGUCUACGAAGGCGUCAAGCGGAGUGUGCAUGAGGGGGCGAGGCUGCAGUUGCUCAUCGAGCGGAGCGACACCAUCACCUAUGUGCAUGUGCGCCGGGCCAUCCGCCGCUUCAUGGAGAGCGUCCCAGCCCUUUUGCCCUCCCUCUCGCCCACCGAGCUCAUCCAGGCCAUGCAGGCCACAGCUGCGUGUCGCUUCAAGGUGCCCCGAGAGACCAAGGAGGUGCUCAUGAGCCACGUGACUGCACAGGCGUGGAAGAUGCCUGCAGGGGGGUUACCGAUUGUGCUGACGUGCGCCGUGCGGCUGUAUGGCGCUGAGGGGGUCAGGAGGAGCACUCUACUCCCGGCAUAUGCUGAGAGAAUCGCCGCAGAGACGGCCAGUGGCGGGCUGGAGGGAGAGGGAAGGGCCUCCGAAGCCAGCAGUACUACUAUGUAUCCGGUGGAGUGGUCGCAUCUAUACCAGCUGGAGGCGAUGGCGCGUGUGGUGCAGGUGUUCAGCCAGUGCGGCUUCCAGCACGCCAAGAUGGCCGAGAACGUCUGCCGCUUCCUGCUCGAGGACGACAGGCGGCUGCUGUACGCCCCUUGCCCCACUGGCGCCCCCCUGCUGCCGUCGCUCGUGACCAUAUUCCACUAUGCGGCAUCACAGGGGCUGCUUGACCCAUUCUUCUAUCGGGAGAUGGUGGCCGCCUGUCUGGCCCAUGUCGAUGUGGGUGUGGACAAGGGGGAGGGUGUUCAGCUGGUGGACUGCCUGGGUCUGCUCGAGUGCUGUCGGCUGCUGUCGUCCCCCACCAGCCUAUCCCUCACCGACAGCGUCCACCUGCAGUCAGUUGUGUAUGGCGAUCUGCCUCGGCUGCUGCUGGCUGUCCUGAAGGCCCUGCCGCCGGCCAGUCUCACUUGUCUGGACGGCAGUGACGUGCAACUGAUGCACUACCUCCUGCAGCAGCUGGCCGUGCAGCUACGGGUGCAUCAUGAAGAAGGCGCCGCCGAUGCCGGAGGGAUGAACGCCCACGCAGCCGUGUCGCACCAGCUCCCUGCGGCAGCUGCCGACGACACGGCCGCACGCGGCUUCAGGAUGGAGGAGCUGCGGAUGGCCUGCGAUGGGGCUAUCGAUGCGCUGAGGGAGCGGGCUGAUGAGCUGAAGGUGUCACUGAGGGAUGAGGGUGGGGCAGCUGUUGAUGGGGGCAAACAAGAGGGGGGCGGUCGAUCUGUGAGACUGAGGGAGUGGCGGGAGGGCAUGGCAUGGCGGCCGGUCAGGGUGGCGCAGUCAGCUGUGCAGCUCGCUGGGGUCGGUUGAGCAGGGGGGCGGGUGGUGGUGGUGGUGGUGCGUGGUGUGUUCAUUCGAUUGACACAAACCGACGGACAGACAGUGGUUCCG
This is a messenger RNA of Vitrella brassicaformis, 3456 nucleotides long. The record is from the annotation of a GenBank genome assembly. Lineage: Eukaryota; Vitrellaceae.